CUCAUCGAACUCAUCCACUUUCUUGCCUUUGCAGACAAACCUUCAGACUUCAGUUCCUGCCCACCGGCUUUGGUAGUAAAUAUCUUCGCAGAAAAGCAGAGCAAAGUCAAAGACAGUGAGCCAAAGUCAGAAUCUGCCCCAGAAAUUGCUGAAAAAGCCCAACAAAGCGUUCAAGAGAAGGCGGAUCUCCUGGAUUACCUCAUCCGGGAAGACGGAAGUGUCGUCUGUAAGAUUUGCGGAGAGAUUCUGUCCAGCAGGACGCAUUGGUACCGCCACAAGUACAAAAUUCACAAUCCCACCAGCGCUUCCUCAAGUCCCAGUGCAAUCUUCCAGUGCGAUCAGUGCAACGCCUUCUUCAAAUCCCGCAAAGGAUACUUCGGACACCUGGCCAGUCGUCACUCCAGCGCACACGAAGCUCUUCCCGCUCAAGUGACUGUCAAGGAGGAGGCAUUUCCUGAAGGAGUCAAGGAGAUCAUCUUCCGGAAUUCGUGGGAAAAACAGAGAAAACGUGACGAGCAACUCGUGGCGGAAAUUAUCGACAGGGUAAAGAAGGAGUGCGAAGCUCAGGGAGCUACUGAAUCCCGGAAGGGCUACAAUCGGCGCUCAACAGUUAUGAACACUUCCUGAGAUAUUUCGUCAACUUUCUCUCCCGCUCGGGAAUAGAUUUAGUGCCAAAUUUACCUUCUCUGAUAUUCAGGUGUUGUGAUAAUUGUGAAAUUCACUGUAAAACAUCGUAGAAAUCUCAUUUUUCUGAGUAUGUGAUCUAAAACUAAGUCUUUUUUGCUGUUGUGCAAGAAGAUCUGGAUAAUAGAUUCUUUAUAAAA
Messenger RNA from Phlebotomus argentipes, 824 nucleotides. RefSeq lists its product as uncharacterized. The record is from RefSeq and is a predicted model, not a curated record. The annotation marks the transcript as partial. Lineage: Eukaryota; Metazoa; Arthropoda; Insecta; Diptera; Psychodidae. The transcript has a single exon.